CUCUCUCUCUCUCUCUCUCUAAAUGAAGUUUCCUGUAUUCUGGACCGUUUUCUUUCUCUAGCUAAAGCCGUAGAGCCAGACGACGACGGCUACAAGGGGAUUUAUGGCCAAAAGCUUUGAUUUUGACGUCCCAGAGCUUCCAAUCCUUCCUUUUUUGUCGAGGAUGAUGGAGGAGUAGAAGAGCUGCGACAUAAAAAUCGGAUCUUUUACCAGCCGUCGUUGUGAAUACCCGAGCUUUAUCCAGCGGCCAUCAACGAACCUCCGUUUCUUGUUUUCUUAAUUCCGGAAUCCUUAGUUGGUUGGUCCUGCAUAAUCCGUUUCGCCCAAGACAUGGCGGAGGUGCUCCGAUUCCGCUCUCGCUUUUCUUCGUCGCCCCCAAGGCGGGAGAUUUAUUGCGACCCGAGCGAUGGCUCCGGCGGAGAGGAUGAGGAGGAAGGGCGAGGGUGCAGCAGCCGCGAAGCGGUAGAGAGGAAGGAGGAAAGGAAGAGUGGAGGAGGCGAGGAAGAGGAAGGGCAGCUGUCGGUGUUAGCGUUGCUGCUGACGGUGCUCCGGAAGUCGCUGUUAGGGUGCAAGGCGGUGGCUGUCGUCGACGAGGCCAUGGAGAUUAGCUGGCCAACGGACGUGCAGCACGUCGCCCACGUCACAUUCGACCGGUUCCGCGGCUUCCUCGGCUUGCCCGUCGAGUUCGAGCUGGAGGUUCCCCGCCGAGCCCCCUGCGCAAGUGCAACCAUCUUUGGCAUUUCCGCCGAGUCUAUGCAGUGUUCAUAUGAUUCCAGAGGCAAUAGUGUUCCGACGAUUCUGUUGCUAAUGCAACGUCGUCUUUAUGAGCAAGGCGGCCUUUGGGCAGAAGGAAUUUUUCGAAUCAACGGUGAAAAUGACCAAGAAGAGUAUGUGAGGCACCAGCUGAAUAACGGCAUAGUGCCGGAGGGCAUUGAUGUUCACUGUUUAGCAGGCUUACUGAAGGCUUGGUUUAGAGAACUUCCAUCGGGAUUGUUGGAUUCACUUUCAUCCGAUCAGAUAAUGCAAUGCCGAACCGAGGAAGAUUGUGCUCGACUAGCCACAUUGCUGCCCCCGACUGAGGCUGCGUUGCUCAAUUGGUCUAUCAACUUGAUGGCUGAUGUUGCCCAACAAGAACAUCUGAACAAGAUGAAUGCACACAACAUUGCAACUGUGUUUGCCCCAAACAUGACUCAGAUGGCAGAUCCUUUGACAGCAUUGAUGCAUGCAGUGCAAGUGAUGAACUUUUUGAGGAUGUUGAUCUUGAAGACCCUCAAAGAGAGACAAGGUUCUUCGUUCGAUGAUGUAUUCGUCUUCAGUGCUGAUCCAUCCGACGAGAAUGGUUGCGGCAGCCCUCCGUAUAAUCUCAAGAUUUGCAAUCAUCAGGGAAGUCACCAUGUCCAUGUCAUAAAGCAUCAACAACCUCUUUUGCUAAAUCCUUUUCGAGUUGCCAGAGAAAAGUCCAGCUCUUAUGAGAAUUCUGCAUCUAAGGAGAAUGCAUUGACCUUAACUGGAUCAUCGAAUGCCCAGGAAUUAUCGACAAAUUGUCGUAAUUUUCCAGUUCAUUCAAACUCUCCGAGAAAGAAGGGACGCAGGUUGAGCAGUCCAAAUCACAGGAAAGGAAGAAGAACAAAAGGAGCUAAAGCUUCCAUGCAAGAUGAGAAAUCACAAGAAACAAGUAACUUGAGUCGUAUAAAUUCGAAGGCCGAAUGCGUAGAGGCUAUUUGAUCGUCGCCAUUAAUCAGUUCUUCUUCUUUGUUUGUUCCUCUGUUAGAAGCAUGUUGUUCCAGUGUUCAUACAUUCUCAGCUUCAAGAUUGAAUCUUGAAUAGUCAAGGUUCCAUCUGUGUUCUACUACUAUACGUUCAAUCGUAACAAAAGAUGAUUGCAAUCAUCUUAGAUACGGGUGGAAUACUACUAUGGCUACGUUUAGUUGGAUCUAAUGUAAUAGAACGAUGAUUAUAUUUUUUUGUUUGGUGUCCA
Molecule: messenger RNA, 1978 nt
Organism: Zingiber officinale
Lineage: Eukaryota; Viridiplantae; Streptophyta; Magnoliopsida; Zingiberales; Zingiberaceae
Product: rho GTPase-activating protein 5-like
Exons: 5
Coding region: 331-1725 (464 amino acids)
Biological process (GO): signal transduction
Molecular function (GO): GTPase activator activity
Source: RefSeq, a predicted model, not a curated record